UCAGAAAUAAAUGCACUUAAUAAAAAGGUUGAACAUUUGGAAACAGAACUAGAGCUCUUUAAAAAUUCUGUAAGCGAAAAAGGAGGCGAAAGAGUGGCUAACAAAAAAAGAAAAAAAAGAGGUAGCUAUCCAGAAAUGAAUAGUACAGAAGAUGGAAAAGGUACAGAAGCAAGAAAUUCGCAAGCAAAAAAAAAGAGGAAAAAGAAUAUUUAA
Racocetra persica is the source of this 213-nucleotide messenger RNA. Lineage: Eukaryota; Fungi; Glomeromycota; Glomeromycetes; Diversisporales; Gigasporaceae. The record is from the annotation of a GenBank genome assembly.